GCCCCCGGGUAACGUUGGUUCAAUGCAGAUGACACGACUCAAGCGGGUGUAUAAAUCUAGGCCAGUCUUCACGUGAUUCGUAUGGCCUAACCGCAGGGACUGUACGUAUGAUAUAGCUUCAAGGUCCGAGCUACAGCGUCAGCUGGUUGAUUGACCUUUGUGACGCGUGACUGGCAGACAACAGUGUCGGAGCUAACCCGGCAAUCCUGGUGGACCUAAAGCUGCCUUGGAGACAGUGUGAUCACAGGUUAUACAGGUCAGUAAGAUGUCCGCUGGCAAAGACUGUUCAGUGAUUCCCGUCGUGGUCGGUGUCGACGUGGGUGGAACCAACACCGAUGCAGUUGUUCUCACCAAAGGCAAGAUAAAAUCCACAGUGAUUGCCGCAGUGAAGGAGCUGACGUCAGCGGAUGUCACUACCGGUGUCCGAACUGCCAUUCAUGCCGUUCUCCAACAGGCCACAGACAAUGGACAUAGGGUAGCUGUGGUGCAGGUCAACAUUGGAACCACGCACUUCGUAAAUGCUGUUGUACAGGGUAGAGGACUUGCACGGGUCUCUGUGAUACGUCUUUGUGGAACUGCGUCACACGAUCUGCCACCUUUCAGCGAUUUUCCCUUGGAUCUCAAAGAAACCAUAUAUGGCAGCGUUCACCUUGUUGAUGGUGGGUACAGGUUUGAUGGCAGGGAAAUUGACCCUGUUGAUGAGAAACAAAUAACUGAUACCCUUUGUCAAAUAAAGGAAAAGAAGAUAAGAAACAUUGUUGUGUCAGGAAUAUUCUCUCCUGUCAAAACCGACCAAGAAGAUGCUGUUUUACAGUUAAUCGCAAGCAAGUAUCCUGAAGCAACAGUUACACUGUCGCACAUGAUUGGACAUUUUGGAUUACUGGAAAGAGAGAAUGCUGCAAUACUAAACGAAUGUCUGAAACCACUUUGCAAGAAAACAGUUGAAGGUUUUCAAACUGCACUAUCAAGUGUUGGUCUGUCCUGUCCAAUGUAUUUCACACAGAACGAUGGCACCAUCAUCAGCUCUGAUGAAGCUGUGUUGUAUCCAGUGUACACCUUUGCAUCAGGACCCACAAACAGCAUGCGAGGGGCAGCUUUCUUAUCGGAUGUCAAGGAUGCCAUCGUUCUUGAUAUUGGCGGCACAACCACAGAUGUAGGCGUUCUGAAGAACAAGUUUCCAAGAGAAGCUUCCACCCAAGUAAAGAUUGGAGGGAUCAGGACAAACUUUCGAAUGCCAGAUGUUCUCAGUUUUGGCCUUGGUGGUGGGUCCUAUGUCACAGAAAACACAGACGCCUCAGUUACUAUUGGACCGCUCAGCGCAGGGUUCAACCUAAAGAAUGAAGCUUUCAUAUUUAGUAACGGCGACACCGAUUCUGGACGAAGCUUAACUACGUCUGAUGUUGCUGUUGCAGCUGGAUUGAUGAAACUUGGAGAUGCAAAAUAUGUUCAACAUUUAUCAAAGGAAUUGGUUGAGAAAGUGCUUGCAAAGAUAGUUAUCAUGAUUGAAGAUGCAAUCGAUGUGGUCAAGCUGAGUGCGGAAACACUACCCGUCCUUCUUGUUGGUGGUGGAAGUGUUCUGGUUGACAGGAAUCAGGAAAUUAAAGGUGCCUCAGAAGUCAUUAUCCCUGAGUAUUCAGGAGUUGCCAAUGCCAUUGGUGCUGCACUGAGUCAGGUGUCUGGCAGUUCUGAUAGUAUUGUAUGUCUUCAGGAUAUGGUGGAUCAAGAACGGAUGGAUCAAGCUGUUGGAGCCGCUGUGGCAGCAGUGGAUGAUAAAGAUGAAAAGAAAGUCGAGCUCGCUGCAGAACAAGCUCGAAAGCCAUUUUUUGUCAAUGCCAGAGACACAGCUUUAGAAAGUGCAGAACGUAAAGCUAAGCAAAUAGCAGUAGAUUGUGGUGCUGACCCAACAUCUGUUGAAAUUACACAGAAGGAGGACAUGACUCUGUCCUAUAUCCCAGGUCAAGCAGUGAGAAUAAAGAUAAAGGCUGUUGGCAAUUUGGAAAAUUUACAAUCAGCAAAUGCAAAAGAGUGGAUCCCAAGCCCUUUGAAAAAAGAUGAAUCAAUGUCUGGUGGCAAACUUGAAAAACAAACAGGGACCUCAACUGGGAAAACACUUGCAGUUGGCAAUGAGGCAGGAGAUGCAACAAAACACCCAGUGGAUCCUCAGAUCGACCCUCAUACUGGAGAGUGGAUUCUCUCGGAAUGGGAUUUAGAGGCAAUUGUGAUUGGUGCAGGCAUAUUUGGGUGUGGCGGUGGUGGAAAUCCUCAUAUUGGCAGACUCAGGGCUCUUGCGGAUAUACGAAAAGGCAAGAAAAUACGUAUAAUUUCCCCAGAGAAACUGUAUGAAAAGGCAGAUCCAGACAAUGAUCUCGUGGCUAUAGUAGCAUUCAUGGGGGCCCCAUUGAUUAUGUAUGAGCAGUUGGUGUCCUCAAAAGAAACAACUGGAGCGUUGAGAUGUUUGGAUGAUCUGUACACCAUUGGUGGCUACAAGGAUGGCAUGUUGCAGAACACAGAGGGAGUUGAAAUCAAGACGAAAGAUGGGAUGGUAUAUAUAGAGAAUUACCAGACCAGGGUAUCAAUGGAUAAACCUAAACGGAUAAUUGCUUUGAUGUCUGGUGAGAUCGGAGGAAUGAAUGCGAUUGAACCUCUUCUUGUGUCAGCUGACCUGGGCCUGCCUGUUGUUGAUUCUGAUGGAAUGGGACGGGCAUUUCCUGAGUUGCAGAUGUUUUGUCCAUAUAUGUAUGGAGUGUCUGCUCAUCCUGCAGCUUUAGUAGACGACAGAGGCACACGAGCUGUAAUGCUGCAAACACCUUCACCAAAACAUCUUGAAAAUCACUUCAGAGAUACAGUUAUUGGGAUGGGAUGUUCUGCUGGACUCUCAUUCAAUCCUCUCACCAAACCUGUGUUAAUGGAUAAGACAGUUCUAUAUUCCGUCAGCCACGUGUGGAAGGUCGGAGAUGCUGUUCUAAAGGCCAGAAUAGAAAAGACGUCCCCCAUUGAGGCCAUUUUGAAAACAGAAAAAUCUGUCCACAUCAUCACUGGCAAAAUCAGGGACGUGCAGAGGGAAACAAGUGGAGGAUUCAACAGAGGGAAGGUUAUCAUUGAAGGUCUUGACAGUUUUUCUGGACAAACCAUACUGGUUGAAUUUCAGAAUGAAAACUUGAUUAUUUUCCCCUUGGAUGCCGAGAAGAAAGCUGGGAAGCCAGUUGCAUGUGUCCCAGAUCUCAUCACCAUCAUUGAUGCAGACACAGCUGAGCCUAUUCCGACAGAAGAGGUGAAAUAUGGAAUUCGAGUCGCUGUCCUUGUACUGGCCUCUCCAGAUAUACUGCGAACCGAUCAGGCUUUGCGAUUUGUUGGCCCUAAAGCUUUCCAUUAUGACAACGUUGAGUUCAGACCAAUCGGAGACGCGUAUCCUGUUCAACCAAUACCACCAAGGGACUCUCUUUAACGCAGACGCUCUAUAACUGGGAUGCUCUCUCACUUGGACUCUCUACUGCGGACAUUCAGAUGCUCUCUAACGCAGAUGCUCUAUUACUGGGAUGCUCUCUCACUUGGACUCUCUACUGCGGACAUUCAGACGCUCUCUAACGCAGACGCUCUAUAACUGGGAUGCUCUCUCACUUGGACUCUCUACUGCGGACAUUCAGACGCUCUCUAUAGCAGAUGCUCUAUGACUGGGAUGCUCUCUCACUUGGACUCUCUACUGCGGGCAUUCAGACGCUCUCUAACGCAAAUGCUCUAUUACUGGGAUGCUCUCUCACUUGGACUCUCUACUGCGGACAUUCAGACGCUCUCUAACGCAGACGCUCUAUAACUGGGAUGCUCUCUCACUUGGACUCUCUACUGCGGGCAUUCAGACGCUAUCUAUAGCCGAUGCUCUAUUACUGGGAUGCUCUCUCAUUUGGACUCUCUACCGCGGACAUUCAGACGCUCUCUAACGCAGAUGCUCUAUUACUGGGAUGCUCUCUCACUUGGACUCUCUACCGCGGACAUUCAGACUCUCUCUAACGCAGACGCUCUAUUACUGGGAUGCUCUCUCACUUGGACUCUCUACUGCGGACAUUCAGACACUCUCUAACGCAGACGCUCUAUAACUGGGAUGCUCUCUCACUUGGACUCUCUACCGCGGACAUUCAGACGCUCUCUAACACAGACGCUCUAUAACUGGGAUGCUCUCUCACUUGGACUCUCUACCGCGGACAUUCAGACUCUCUCUAACGCAGAUGCUCUAUUACUGGGAUGCUCUCUCACUUGGACUCUCUACCGCGGACAUUCAGACUCUCUCUAACGCAGACGCUCUAUUACUGGGAUGCUCUCUCACUUGGACUCUCUACUGCGGACAUUCAGACACUCUCUAACGCAGACGCUCUAUAACUGGGAUGCUCUCUCACUUGGACUCUCUACCGCGGACAUUCAGACGCUCUCUAACACAGACGCUCUAUAACUGGGAUGCUCUCUCACUUGGACUCUCUACCGCGGACAUUCAGACGCUCUCUAACGCAGACGGUCUAUUACUGGGAUGCUCUGUCACUUGGAGUCUCUACCGCGGACAUUCAGACGCUCUCUAACGCAGACGCUCUAUAACUGGGAUGCUCUCUCACUUGGACUCUCUACUGCGGACAUUCAGACGCUCUCUAUCGCAGACGCUCUAUUACUGGGAUGCUCUCUCACUUGGACUCUCUACUGCGGACAUUCAGACACUCUCUAUAGCAGACGCUCUAUUACUGGGAUGCUCUCUCACUUGGUCUCUCUACUGCGGGCAUUCAGACGCUCCUUAAACAGCUCCGACACAGGAUGACACAGGGCGACAUGCAGAUUGUGAGGAUGUAGGUCACUGACAUUGUAUGUAAAUGGUACAGAAAAACAUAGUGACUGUAGCAAUACAUUUGUACAUAAGACUUUAUAAAACUCAAUUUAAAUGGUUUUCCAAAGGUUUUGAAGAAAAAUACAUGGACACAUUUAACUUUGGUGCUUCUCUAUCUGUGAAGUAUGACAUCCUAAAUAUUCCUUCAGCAGGAGACGCCAUCAUUGUGAUUUGACGAGGAACUAAACCUUGUGUGGUUUACUUUAUUCUAAUUGUGGUUCCACUCAAUAAUCUAUGCUUCAUAUGUUACCCAAAGAUUAGUGUUAAUUUGACCAUGGUAGAAUUAAGAGAUACACCUACUGUAUUUUCAAUGCAGAGCUAUGCUGCCUGUUGAUUGACGGUACUUCAUUUCACAUUUUAAACCUCACGUUGCACACUUCGUCACAAAUUCAAUUUUUUUAUAGUCGAACCUACAGGUAACAUAUAUGAAGCUUAGUAAGUUUAUAUCCAAAUUAGACCACUGUGAAAUUCAACUGACUGUAACUGAAGAAAUAUGUUUGGAACACAAAUAUAGAAUAUUGCUAAAAGCGGCGUAAAACCAUAUUCACUCCCUCACUAAUGACCUGGUACUUCGAUCUGAAUCGCCCAAUAACUUACAGGAAUUUCAUGGGUACAUAUUGAAGUGGUCAACAUGCAUUAACCAAGUCAGCGAGUCUGACCACCCGAUCCCGUUAGUCGACCCUUACGACAAGCACAGUCGCCUUUUACGGCAAGUAUGGGUUGCUGAAGACCUAUAUAUUCUACCCCGGAUCUUCAUGGGUCACUCAGAGGCCGAGAUAUCUUAGAAACCCUAAAGGAGCACUUACAAGUAACCAUGGCUCCUGUGUAAUUAGAAUCUGGAG
Molecule: messenger RNA, 5703 nt
Organism: Haliotis rufescens (red abalone)
Lineage: Eukaryota; Metazoa; Mollusca; Gastropoda; Lepetellida; Haliotidae
Exons: 2
Coding region: 266-3445 (1059 amino acids)
Biological process (GO): glutathione metabolic process
Cellular component (GO): cytosol
Molecular function (GO): 5-oxoprolinase (ATP-hydrolyzing) activity
Source: RefSeq, a predicted model, not a curated record